UAUUAGAGAAGUAUAAUAUUAUAAAAAUGAAAUGAUUAACAUUUUUUCCUAAAGUAAUACAAACUAAUGUUGUUAUUCGUAGCGACGAAAUUUCAAAGACAAAAGUACAAAUUACAUGGUACCUGUAUAUUGUGUUUCGGAUUUUUUUUUCGUCGAGACGUUCGGAUUGAAUGCGGAUAAUAUGAUGUUUUGGAUGGGAAAAAAUCGCCGAAAGAAAAAAAAUCGAAUAACUAAAAAUUCUCCACGUGCGUGCAAUAAUUAUAACCGCAGAAGUUUGCACGACACCUAGGUAGCAUUGGAAUUAAGACUAAACUACGAUGAAGUAGGAGGAGACCGAACUUCUAGAAAGUACAAGAAUAAUAGAACAAAUUCGCAAGCUCAAAAGUAUGAAGACACUUUGCAUAUCGAAACGAACAAGGUACACGUACAAAAACAUAACACACAAAAAAGUACAAGUCUUCGUUGUUCGACUGUGUUCUUGUUAAAAACCAGCAUCUUAUCUAAUAUUCCCUUUUCUAGUAAUUGUUAAAUCGGCUCAUAAUGAUAAAUAGAAUUUCCCCUCUUGUUCCUUUCAUCCUUACAACACUGUAUGUGCAAAACUACGCUGAAGAGUUUCGGUGUGAUUCCUCUAUCCCACUUGUAGCCAAAGUGGCCUUUCAAACUAGAGGAAAAACUGGGUUAAUCUUAGAAGGAACCACUGCCCGAAUACCUCUUACCCUUGGACAAACAGCAUGUUUCACGUUGUCCACUCGUAAUUCAUCCGAUCAUUCUGAUUUACUACAAUUUCAAAAAAGAAUAUUGUAUGCUUUUCGCUUAGAAGAAGUAAGAAAUGAAUAUCCUGUACAAAAUACUUACAGUUUUAAUCAGGCAGAUCUGGAAGUAUCUUGUUUAUGUGACUGUCCAGGAGGAGUUGACAGAUGUGCCCCAAAAUAUGAGAACACUGAUUGUGAUAACUCAGAGGAUUCAGCUGCUUGUUACAAGAUUUAUCAACGAACCGCUUCCAUUGGUUGUUUUUUCAGCCUAUUUGACUCGACUGCUGAAAUAUGCUGUAAAGUUUGGAUAAGACCUCAGGUGAAAAAUGGAAUGUAUAUAGCCCUCUUACUUGGCGCACCGAGCACUAAAUUACGGGUAAAAAAAAUGGCGAUAGAUGAGAACGGAGAACCAGUGGGACCACCAGAUGUACUUGAAACUGACAGUAAAGAAGGUCGAUUUUCAUCAGAUACCUUUGAAAUAGAAAUCACAAGUGCUGUUCAAAAAGAAUUUUUAAAACCUGGUAUGUACUUUGUAAACUCAGCAGGAGAUCUGUUUCAACCCACCCACGUUUCUUUGAACUAUCCUGGCACUUACGAAAUGGAGAGGUUGGGUUGGCUUAAAUAUCAGAAUAAAUGGUACACUCCUGCCAAAAGUACGAUAAAGUCAAAACUGGAAAUAAGGACUCAGAGUUGUGCUGGAGAAACUUUCAAGAUGAUUCAUUCCUACAUCACAGAUAAGCCAGAGGACGUGUCGUCUCGAGUAAUAGACUUAUACUCGGGUAAAAUCCAGAGGAUGUUCUACAACAGAGAUGAGCGACGUGUAGAGGAGAUAUUAUCAGCUAUACAUCGUAUUGACUUUAUCAUUCAUAUCCAGGAGGAAGUCGACAUCAUGUUUCAUUAUCAACCCUCUACCUUGCACGAUUUUGAUGCUGAAAUUUUGCUGGACAAGUACUCAAAUGAAUUCUUGAACAUCACACUGAAAGGAAUUUCUGGUACGGUACUUGGAUGGGUAAGACAUGAAGAUAAAAAGUUUGCUUUCUCGAUCAUUAGUAAAUCUUUGGAACCAACAACGACUACAAUUUACAAACCAACAAGUUUUUGCAUAAACAACACACAAACUUGUCUUCGACCAAUAUCCACAAAGCAUCUUAUUUGUAAAAUUAUUUCCUGUAGGAAAGAACCACUAGAGGGAGUAAUUAGAGAAGAUGGAACAUUAUUAGAAGUCGGAGGAUUAGAAGAAGAGCCUUGGAAUGAAAAGGUUUUCAGUGUUCUGUGGGAUUUUUUAAAUCCAAAGAAGUGGUUCGAAAGUUGGACUGGAUUGGCCGCGAUUGUGAUAUAUAUCAUUAUAGCAAUAUUUCUUCUAAUGGUUGCAUCUCAAAUACUUAUUUGUGUUAGUUCUGUGGCGAAGCUGAGAGGAGAUUGUGUUAGACCGGUACAGUCGCCUAUUAGUCAUAUUAGUCAUACAAAACCGUGUAAUUGUGGUCAAAACCAAAUUCAACGUGACAGUUUGAUAAAAUGAACAUGUUUUAUUCAGUUUAACGAGUAAAUAAUAUUUUCUUUUGAAUUAUUAGAUACCUAGAGCUAUCGAAGUUCCGAAGUUUGAUUAAUACAUAAAAAAAUUGAGUAGAUGUUCCCAACUAAAUAUGUAGACUAGACAAGUUUAGUUCAUCAUAAUUUUCCAUAAGUUUAUAAAUGAAUCAAAUCAUCUAUGGAAAAAAUGUUAUCGUCAAAAAUCAAUUUAGUUUUGAUCAAAUAACUUUGCAUACACUUAAUAAGCUUAGCUUUCUUAAUGACAAUCAUUGUCUGAAAAACUAAACAAAGUAAUGCUGACAUUAUAAUUUCAACUAAUAAUAGAUAAAAGUCACUGUAAGAUAAAUUACAGAUCAGAGUAAAAGAUACUGUAAAUAACAAUGUUCAAACAAUAAUGACUAUUUCUAUUAUUAUAUAAAGUAGAAAUAAGGGUAAAAUUGGGUUCGUUUUUGUGGUCGAUCAUUGGCUAAGGAGAUGUUUUUGUGGUCGGUCAUUGGCUAAGGAGAUGUUUUAAAAAUCAAGGCAUUAUGUAUUUGAUAUGAUAUUUCAUGGAUAUCGGUCUGAAUGUUUCUGGUCAAACGUUUUACUGAAUGACAAACAUACUUUCUGUCAACUAUAUAAAACGUUCUGAUCUCCUUUUUUCAAUCCUAAUACAACUUUAAUUACCUAUUUCUAACAUCUUAUAUGCUCUGUCUGAUAGUUUUUAUUUUUAAGGGGGAGCUGUACUUUCAGAUCUUCGACGAAGAAGAUUGUAUUUAAGAUCCUAACAAUCCCACUUUCUUUAACUGAGGAUGUUCUCGACUCUUAAGCUCAACUUUUUAGCGUUGUAUAAAAUUACAAUAGAUUUUUGGUGUUCCUCAAGAGAUUUGAAACAUUUGGUUGCUCUGAUAUAAAAUAUAUCGUUCUUUAUUGUUAAAACAUACAUAAAUAGACAUUCUCUAGAGGGUUAAUAUUCCAAUAAUUCCCAGCCUACUGUUGAAACUUUUCCCUUUGUGACGUGUAUGAGGACUGUUGAAAACUGCUUUUAUUUUCACAGGACUGCUUUUAACACACAGUUUGACCACGAGCAUGUAAAGCAUUGCCUAAACCAUAUUAUUUUAUUUAGAAAGGACCAAGUUUCAACCAUCAUAAGAAGAAUUUCACCUAUCUCUAACCAAAAAAUAUUCUAAGACUUUGUAAUAUUUUUUAUUUUCUGUUUUUGAAAGAUGGUAUGAACUUUGUACUUUUUUAUUUUAGCUGCAGAUGCUUUUUGAUGAAUUCUUAUAGUUGAAGUAACUGUGUGUUUCCAUCAUCUCACUGAUCGUGAAAAUCUUCCUGCAGAAAACAUGUCAGUUUUGUUGACACCACCUGCAGGUCCGUACAAACACAGUAGGACUUUUUCGGUAUAUUCAGAUCUUCGUGUAAUACCACUCUUAGAUAUUUACAUUCUCGUGUAAUUCAAGAUAAAUCAAUCUUGAAAAAGUUUACUCCCACCCACUAUAUAUUUAAUUUCAAACUCUUAGAGUUAAAUUGGGCACUAUUUGAACAAAGGGACCUUCCUUUCUGGGUAGUUACUGAAAAGACAAUUAAAGUCACACAGAAUUCUUGGAUAAAUCAAAAAUUGCUACAAAAAAGAAAUAAAAAAAAUCAUGUUUAUUCAAAAAUCUCAUCGUACGCAUUGAACAAAUGAUAUUCAUUGCUCCCUUCUUUCAGUGACGACGAAAUAGAACACUGCUCGUCAGAGACACCUAUGUUUAAGAUAUAACAAAAGGCUUUUAUAUUUUCAAGUAACUUUAAAUUAAUAUCAACCAUUAUUUUAAUAAGUAAUAUUUUGGUUUAAAGUACAGUAUUAAACAAGUUAUUCAUGAAUCGAUUGUAAACCACAUUUGUUUCAUUGUUCUCGCACGUGAAAGGUUCAAAUAAUUUUAUGAAUCGUAUAUUCGUAGUCAUAUAUAUCACAUGAACUAGGUGUUCGUUAAAACAUUGCAUUUUUUUUUAACAAACUGUGCCGCUAACAGUAAUGCAUAAUGUUUCACUUGCAUUCACAAUUCCUGUAAAACAGCAAUCUGUUACUUGGUGAAGUACAAAGGUAAACGAUUCAGUUUAUAAACCGAGAAUAACUGUUACAUGUAAAGAUCGUGAUGAUGUGUAUGUUUGAGUCAAUAUUUUAUGGAAUUGCAUUAAUAUUUCAAUAAUCUAUAAAAAGAUGCCAGGUCAUUUAUUUGUUAAUUAUUCAAUGACUAUACAUGACAUUCAGUUAUGAAUUAUUAUUAUUAACUUAGACCUCGAGAUAUUCUGUAUAUAAAACAAAACAAAUAAUUGUUGAUUGCAUAUAUGCUUAAGUAACCUGAGAGCUUAACGAAAUGUUAAUGUUCAUAGCUUCACAAAGUUUCUGUGGUUGACACAUAUGUGUAUGAUAUAUUGAUUAUAUGUGUGACUCGGCGGUUAAAGUGCCUUUCAACAUUCAUACUUACAAGGUAAACGUGUUAUAUUCACUUUUGUUUAACGCAAAUCAGAUACUUGAUAAUAACUAUUUGCUGCAAGUAGUCAAAAUCCCUAAAGCUUAUCACUGAAAGUGGCUACGUUCUUCAAUGUGUAGUUGCCAAAUAUAAUUAGGUUACACAUGACAUGAUUAGUUUCCCUGCUGGCAGUUGCUGUUACCAAUUUAAUAAGGCAAUAGUUUGUUUGUUUGUUUUGAAUUUCGCGCAAAGCUACACGAGGGCUAUCAU
Limulus polyphemus (Atlantic horseshoe crab) is the source of this 4990-nucleotide messenger RNA. Its product is annotated as cell fusion protein aff-1-like. The record is from RefSeq and is a predicted model, not a curated record. Bases 541 to 2271 code for a protein of 576 amino acids. The transcript is spliced from 3 exons. NCBI's taxonomy places the organism in Eukaryota, Metazoa, Arthropoda, Merostomata, Xiphosura, Limulidae. Gene Ontology annotation, cellular component: cell-cell contact zone; extracellular region. Gene Ontology annotation, biological process: multicellular organism development; syncytium formation by cell-cell fusion.